Necator americanus (New World hookworm) is the source of this 1536-nucleotide messenger RNA. RefSeq lists its product as uncharacterized. The record is from RefSeq and is a predicted model, not a curated record. The transcript is spliced from 15 exons. Bases 1 to 1536 code for a protein of 511 amino acids. Gene Ontology annotation, cellular component: membrane. NCBI's taxonomy places the organism in Eukaryota, Metazoa, Nematoda, Chromadorea, Rhabditida, Ancylostomatidae. Gene Ontology annotation, molecular function: amino acid transmembrane transporter activity. Gene Ontology annotation, biological process: amino acid transmembrane transport.
AUGCCGAAGAAUAUUAUAGGUAUGGUUUUUCUAAAGAGUCGAUCCGCUGUUUCGGAUGUGACAGUGGAAAGCAGUAAACCCGAAAAACAUAGGAACACUAAGGGGAUGUCGUGGCCAACGGCUGCGAUCUUCAUCGUUGGUGAUAUGAUGGGCGGAGGACUGAUCGCAUUACCUAUCGCACUUGUACAUGCAGGUUUGAUUCCUGGAAUAGUGAUCAUCAUUCUUGGAGCUAUAUUCACAGGAUAUACGGGUGUUCAGCUAGGUGACAAUUGGACAUUGAUGCAGAAACGAUGGCCGGAGUAUAAAAAACAUUGUCGGCGGCCAUAUCCUGAAAUGGCAUACAGAGCAAUGGGACAGAAAGCGAAACAUUUCGUCGCCUUCUGCCUCUGUCUCACUCAAUUUGGAAUCGUAACUGUUUUAACGUUACUCGCCUCGAAUAAUCUCUCCAAUCUGCUGACAGCAAUUUUUGGUUUUCGAAUUAAUUUUUGUUAUGUGAUUUUAAUUAUUGGCGCUAUUGUUUGGCCGUUUACCAUGCUGAAGAGCCCUAUGGAUUUUUGGCAAGCGGCAGUCGGCGCCGCCGUCUCCAGCACUGUGGCCGCUAUUCUCAUAGUGUUUGGUACGAUUCAUGAUGCAUCAGUUUGUCGACAGGUUGUGACAUAUCCAGAAUUCUCCUUCAAAAAUCUCUUCCUUGCUUACGGUACUAUCGCCUUUGCUUACGGUGGACACGGUACUUUUCCGACUAUUCAGCACGACAUGACCAAACCGUUCCGUUUCAAUCGUUCUGUCUGUGCCAGCUAUAUCUUUAUCUUCACCGUUUACCUCAUUGUGUCCGUAACAGCUUAUACGGUAUAUGGAGCGAGUAUGAGGAAUACGGUGAUACCAUCAUUACAGAUUACAUGGCUAUCGCAGCUUGUGAAUCUGAUGAUCACCGUCCAUGUUCUACCGACGAUCAUCAUCGUAUUCUCUCCGUUAGCUCAACAAGUUGAGGAAUGGGCUGGUGUUCCUUCGCGACAUUUCGGCAUCCAUCGAUUCGCAAUCCGUUCAUUGUUGUUACUUGGCUGUAUUUUUACCGCUGAAUCGAUACCACAUUUUGCAGUUUUUCUUGAUUUAGUUGGCGGCUCUACGAUCAUUUUAAUGACAAUGCUUUUGCCGAGCAUAUUUCAUCUUUUCUUAUUUGCAUCCGAAAGAAAACGUGCGGAUCUUAUUAACACAAUGCAAAUCUCUCCGGAUUCACCUGAUGAUCAGUUAGCUGGAUUUAUGGAUAUUAUCCGAUACACUUCUAAGCCAGUCCUAUUGUUUAAUCUCGCUUCUUUUGUAUUUGGUUUAUUCGGUGGAAUAGCGGCCUCGGCAUCAGCAAUCCUACAAUUAUUAUCCGCGGAAAUGGCACCUCCUUGCUAUGUUCAAUUGCUCACCACCGGAUUAAGCAUGACACCAACCACAGGCGGAUCCACGCAUUGUUGUGGUCCGUUCCUGAACACGACCGUCAACAGCGAUAUGGAUCCGUCGAAAUUUUGCCAUCGACCGGAUUAUUUCUAA